Molecule: messenger RNA, 1550 nt
Organism: Cloeon dipterum
Lineage: Eukaryota; Metazoa; Arthropoda; Insecta; Ephemeroptera; Baetidae
Product: bleomycin hydrolase
Exons: 7
Coding region: 136-1497 (453 amino acids)
Biological process (GO): proteolysis; L-homocysteine catabolic process; response to toxic substance
Cellular component (GO): cytoplasm
Molecular function (GO): cysteine-type aminopeptidase activity
Source: RefSeq, a predicted model, not a curated record
AAAAAUAUCGAUAUAUAUUUUGCUGAAUUAUAUCGAUAUUGUUCUUGUCCGGUUACUCCCAUCCAGCCCCCAUCUCCCGUUACCACUAACAAGAAGCCAUAGGAGUGUUAGGAGAGAGAGCGAGAGAAAACAAUCAUGGCGAGUGAUGAGGGGAUCACUUUUGAGCAGCUGAGUAAUUGGAAUGAGGAUUUUACCUCACAGGCCAUAAAUAGGGUAGCCCAAAAUGCUUGCACCCGGAUUAACGUUCAUGAGGCGAGCAUCUCCAGGAAGCGGUUGCAAGAGGUUUUGCAACAUGUUUUCGAGUACAAAGUGGAUGCCGAAAUCAAGCCGAUGACCAACCAAAAGAAUUCUGGCCGGUGCUGGCUUUAUGCCACACUCAAUGUAAUUCGCAUUACAUUUGCCAAGGCCAUGAACAUUGAAGAAUUUGAGUUCAGUCAAGGACAUCUCUUCUUCUUCGAUAAGAUCGAAAGGUGCCAUUUUGUGCUGCACACCAUUGUGGAAACAGCAAGGCGGGGUGAGCCGGUCGAUGGAAGAUUGGUUUCCUUCUUGCUGCGCGACCCUACGUGCGAUGGUGGCCAGUGGGACAUGGUCGUCAACCUCAUCUCUAAAUACGGCCUGAUGCCAAAGAAAAGCUUCCCCGAAUCAUUUUCGUGCGAGUCUAGCAACGGUCUUAACGGAAUCCUCAAGUCCAAGCUCAGGGAAUAUGCCAAGGAGUUGAGAGCACUGGUUGAAGCGGGCGAAGACCCUCUGCCCGCGAUCAAACGGCAAAUGAAAUUCAUUUACCGUACUGUGUCAAUCUGCCUUGGUGUGCCUCCAAGCGAGUUUACCUGGCAGUACCUGGACAAGAACAAAAAGUACAACUCAAUAGGACCAGUCACGCCUCAGCAGUUUUACGAGCAACAUGUAAAACCAACUUUCAACCUGGAAGACAAGGUGUGCCUGGUUACGGAUCCCCGUCCAACUAACCCCUAUAACCACCUCUACACCGUUGACUGCCUGGGGAACAUGGUUGGUGGCCGUCCCACAAUUUACAACAACCAGCCUGUCCAGCUGCUAGCAAAGGUAGCUGCCGAAUCGAUUAAGAAUAACGAAGCAGUUUGGUUCGGUUGUGAUGUCGGCAGGAGAUCCAAUAGCAAACUUGGGCUGCUCGACGUGGAACUGCAUGACUGGAAAAGCCUUAUAGGAGAGGAAGUGUUUUUGGUGCUUGACAAGGCUGAUCGUCUUAAUUAUGGAGAUUCCAUGAUGACCCAUGCAAUGGUGUUCACUGGUGUUACCACUGAUACCGAUGGAACGCCAAUUAAGUGGCGCGUCGAGAACUCCUGGGGCGAAGACACUGGCGAGAAAGGUUAUUUGCUCAUGACGCAACGCUGGUUUGAUGAGUUCGCGUUUGAAGUGGUUGUGGACAAAAAGUUCGUCCCUCAAGAUGUGAUGGACAUUUUCAAGCAGAAACCCAUUGUAUUGCCGGCCUGGGACCCAAUGGGUACGUUGGCCGUUUAAAUUUGAAAUGCCAAUAAAGCUACCAAGAUUAAAACUUGGUAAGUGGAUAGUAA